UCUUAUUCACCUUGAAAAGAAGAUAGACUCCAACACUGUCUUAUUGGAAACUAUGUUGAGAUUGACGAAAGGUGAUUCUCUUCGCGUGAUUAGGGAUAAACUGCGGAUCGCCAAUCCUGCUGCUUUGCCAGAAUGGGAUGCACCAAGAUUUUGUGGUGGCCAACGAGUGAACUGCUCAGUGAAUGGGAUGGUGAUUGGCCUCGACCUGUCAAACUUGCAACUUUACGGCCAGAUACCUUCGGAGAUUGGUUUGCUGAGGAACCUGGAAUAUCUGACAGGGCUAGGAGAACUAGCAAGGAGGACGGAGAUAGACGCUCGGAGACUCUUGAGGGGUGUUGAUCAGGAGACAUUGGCUAGGUUUGGGACUGCAAUCUGUCUCAAGGAUAGAGGUCCUGUCACGGGUGUACUGCAGAUCCGGAGAGGCACGGCCUUGUUGGCCGAUCCCGAAGGAGAGGUUUACGUAGACACAGGGAUUCUUGGGAUAGAGGGAGAGCACGAGAUCCGCGACCGGUACGGAAUACUGGAAUACGUCAAGUGGGCAGAUGGUCUGGGAGAUGUAUCGAUGUUCCCUUCGAUGAAGGAGAAUGUCGAAGCAAGGAGAGUAAAGCCGAGUAAAGAAAAGGAGCCGGUCAGGAACCAGAGCAUCAAGAUAACCUUUGAGGGGGAUAUGGCGACCACAGCCAUAAGAGUGGCAGCCACCAAGUCGGCGAGAGGGUCUACAUCGAAGAAGACUGACACGGAUUACGUGAUGGCGGAGAAGGACGGGCUGCGGGUCGAUGGAGAAGAGGUUAUCCUUUCGCCGCGAAAGCGGGGAAUGAAGAAGUUCUUAAUGAAGAGUUCACUGGACGAGAUUGACACGGUCGAGCCACUGAGGCGGGCCCUUCGGCAACCCAUGCAGUGCUCUAUGCUGGAGUACCUGGCGGCAUCGAAGCCGACUCGUGAUGAGUUACAGAUGAUCACGCGGAAGACUCGCAUACCUCUAUCGGAGGAGGGUCAGGGGGCCCCUAAGGCGGAAGCUUCUACUGUAGCAGUAACGGGGGUGACUGCCAGAGCAGAUCGCAUGGCGACAGUCCUUCUCAAUGGAAUGGAAGGUGUGCCUCCAGACAAGUUUUAUAUACUUGGUAGCGGGGCCGUGGAGACGAUUAUAAACGAUGGAGCGGUACUCGAUGCUGUGAUCGAUAACGGUAGUGAGGCUAUCAUCAUAGACGAGGACCUGGCAGUACAGGUUGGACUGGGCCUCGAUAGGUCAUACCUAUUCGAGAUAGAGACGGCUGAUGGGAGAAAGCAACAGAUCACUGGGGUUUGUCACAAGGUAGCCAUAGAGGUCCAAGGGGUACGAGUGACCCUGUCUGUCUUUGCAGUCAAGAACUGCAGCUCCGACCUGCUCUUGGGUCGAACGUGGCUGAGCCACGUGCAUGCGGUGACGAUAGAGCGACCUGAUGGGAGCCAAACAUUGUCCAUUAAGAAGCCAGACGGGAUGCGCGUAAUGAUUGAGACAGUGGAGCCUCGGGACCCGAGGAAUAGAGCAGCUCUCGUUGUGGGUGCAAGACCCAGUGAUCAGAUUAAGUCGUUACCUAUCUCCGGCCGGGCGGUGCGAUUUCGCGAGAAGAAAUAUGGACCACUGCUCACAGAGGAAGAAGGUUAUGAUGAGGUACCGCUUGACCCUAGAGACAGGCACCUCACGGCUACGCAUACGCCAUUGGGACUAAUACAGAUGAUGGUUGUCCCUAUGGGUUGGACUAAUGGGGUAGCCGUUUUUCAGAGAGCCAUGGUAGCCGUCCUCAAGGACUUCAUCCCUGAUAAGGUUGAAGUUUUUCUGGAUGACUUUUCUAUAAAAGAGCCAGUAAACAAGGAUGAGGCAGAGUUUGCACCUGGAGUUAGAAGAUUCGUCGAGCAGCACCUAACGGAUAUUUGCGCGGUACUCGAGCAGCUGGACGAUGCGAAUCUAACAGUCAACGGAACAAAGAGCCGAUGGGCCGUCUCGACUAUUAAGAUCUUGGGCUUUAUCUGUGACUCGAGGGGACGUCGAGCAGAUCCUGCAAAGUUAGACAAACUCCUGAACUGGCCGUCACCAUUACAUAGUCCAACCGAGGUCCGACAGUUUCUGGGAGUGGUCGGUUACUGGCGAAUAUUCAUACGAGGGUAUGCGGAGAAGGCUGAGCCAUUGCGACUACUCCUUCGAAAAACUGAGAAAUUGUACUGGGAUUCCUCGCAGGAACUCGCUAUGCAAGAGCUUAAAGAUGAAUUUAAGGAGGGAGGACGCGUACUGGGCGUGUCGUUGUUUGAUGAUGAGGCUGGGAGACCUUUCAUAGUAGCCACGGAUGCUGGACCUUGUUCGGUAGGAGGGUUGUUGUCUCAGAAGGACGCUGAAGGGAAGGAAAGACCAUUAAGAUUUGAGAGUAGGACACUUAAUACGGCAGAGCGAAACUACAGUCAAUUCAAGAAGGAAGUAUUAACUGUUCUGCGGUGUCUAGACACGAUCAGACAUUAUAUCUAUGGACGACGGUUCAUCUUGAGAGUGGAUCCCACCGCGGUCGCCUCUGUCCUCCAGAAGGACUUUAGCCCGACAGACCCGACCAUUGCACGAUGGUUAAUACGGAUUCGACUAUAUGAUUACACAGAAGAGAGGAUAUCUGGCACUAAAAAUGUCGUAGCGGAUGGGCUCUCUCGGAUCCCUCUUGAGGGAGAGCGCCCGAUAGUAGCUGGGGCCGUGACAAUGGCGGAGCCGAGACGCGCCGAGAGAAUUCUGGUUAACCUUUACGAGGGCAAGUACCAAACGAUCGGGCUACACCUGAUGGGAGAGGAGAGUCAAGAUUUAGAUAUCCGGAGACGAGCAGCCCAGUACUGCCUUAGAGCGGGCCACCUUUUCCGAAGAUCAGUAGGGUCGGAGAUGCCCUUACGAGUAGUCUGUGAUCCUGAAAAGAGACAGACGAUAGUAGCGGAGCUUCACGAUGGGGUGGUCGGAGGACAUAGAGAAAUCAGAGGGACCUACGAAAAGGUACGCAGGCUGUACUUGUGGGAAGGACAGUAUAAGGACGUCGAGAGAUAUUGUAUGACCUGCGAAAAAUGCCAAAAGAGAGCUCUUGUGAAAUACAAACAGCCGCUUCAUCCAUGCUAUCCAACCCGACCAGGAGAGAAGGUACACAUCGAUCUGGUUAAGAUGCCGAAAGGGGUAGGCAAUAUGAACUAUGUUGUGAACAUACGAGACGACUUCACGGGGUUCGUGGACGGUAGACCUAUCAGGACGCUGUGGGAUUCCGGUUCUCAGGGCGACUUCAUUCACCCACGCGUGGUGAAGGAAGCCCGCGUACCCACGACAGGGUCUCCGACUCCCAUCUCCGUUACCCUAGGGGAUGACAAGACCCAGCGCUUCUUCGAUCAGACGGUCACCGACCUCCCCUUCUUCCUCACUCUCGAGCCGACUGAGCGUUCCCCGGCGUCUCGUCGCCACCGCUCCUCUGCACAUUUCAAUGUGAUGGAGACGGGGUGCGACUUCAUUCUCGGCACUCCGUGAUAGUUGUUGCGAAAGAAAAAAUAAAUUCAGAGAUUUGACGAAGUCCUACUUCAUUCACUAAUGAGUAAUCAAUAGAUCAAGCAAGC
Chara braunii is the source of this 3600-nucleotide messenger RNA. NCBI's taxonomy places the organism in Eukaryota, Viridiplantae, Streptophyta, Charophyceae, Charales, Characeae. The record is from the annotation of a GenBank genome assembly.